This is a messenger RNA of Amphibalanus amphitrite, 761 nucleotides long. RefSeq names its product endocuticle structural glycoprotein SgAbd-5-like. Gene Ontology annotation, molecular function: structural constituent of chitin-based larval cuticle. The transcript has 3 exons. The record is from RefSeq and is a predicted model, not a curated record. NCBI's taxonomy places the organism in Eukaryota, Metazoa, Arthropoda, Thecostraca, Balanomorpha, Balanidae. Gene Ontology annotation, cellular component: chitin-based extracellular matrix. The coding region runs from base 73 to 414 and encodes 113 amino acids.
GUCGUUAAUGCAUUAUAAAAGCGGGGAGCUGCAGUAGCCCCAGCACACAAUCGUGACAUCUCUCAUCCAGACAUGAAGCUCCUGAUCGUGCUGUGCCUCGCCGCCGUGGCUCUGGCCCGGCCCCAGAGUGAGAGGGAUGCCACCAUCGUCGACUACGUGAACGAACACCGCGAGGACAACUCCUACGACUUCAGCCUGGAGACUUCCAACGGCAUCAUCCGCGAGGAGUCUGGCCUUUCCUACCCUGGCGCCGACUCCGAGACGGGCAGCUACACCCAGUCGGGCAGCUUCGAGAUCCCCCACCCUGACGGUACCGUCACCUACCUGUCCUUCCUGGCCGAUGAGAACGGCUACCAGCCCGAGAGCGACGCCCUCCCCGUCUUCACCGGCCGCGUCGAUAUCCAGGACGCCUAAACUCGCUAUUUUACUUCAUUAUAUCGUAUUGUGAUUCGUCAGUGAAAUGAGACCUGUAACGGCGACGCAUCUGUACGAUAAGCAAUUGUGAUGUUUCUGCAGCUGUGAACUGAAUCAGCAAUAAACGAUCAGGAGCCACUAUGUCUAUCAUAAUCUUCAGUUUUCUGUCACCGUGUGUCAUGGCUGGCACUCAGGCUGUGCGCUUCAGUCGCUUCUUUUUCAUAUACUGCACCGUCAUGGGUGUGUUGUUCCAACGUAAGAUUGCUCCCUGUUGACUCAACAAUCAACAUACUUACAAGCAUUCUGUACAUCGCUGUCCGAUAUUGUUCAUCAAAUACAUUUCAUUU